GGGGUCCGAUGCCUGUCGCCCCGCCUGGGGGUCCGAUGCCUGUCGCCCCGCCUGGGGGUCCGAUGCCUGUCGCCCCGCCUGGGGGUCCGAUGCCUGUCGCCCCGCCUGGGGGUCCGAUGCCUGUCGCCCCGCCUGGGGGUCCGAUGCCUGUCGCCCCGCCUGGGGGUCCGAUGCCUGUCGCCCCGCCUGGGGGUCCGAUGCCUGUCGCCCCGCCUGGGGGUCCGAUGCCUGUCGCUCCGCCUGAGGGCCCGAGACCUGUAGUUCCGCCUGGGGGUCCGGCGCCCGCCGCUCCGCCUGGGGGUCCGAGGCCUGUCGCCCCGCCUGGGGGUCCGGUGCCUGUCGCCCCGCCCGGGGGCCCGGUGCCUGUCGCCCCGCCCGGGGGCCCGGUGCCUGUCGCCCCGCCCGGGGGCCCGGUGCCUGUCGCUCCGCCUGGUGGCCCGCUGCCUGCUGCUUCGCCUGGUAGCCCGAUGUGCCUCUGCCCGGGGUCCUGCCCGAUG
Staurois parvus is the source of this 497-nucleotide messenger RNA. NCBI's taxonomy places the organism in Eukaryota, Metazoa, Chordata, Amphibia, Anura, Ranidae. The record is from the annotation of a GenBank genome assembly.